This is a messenger RNA of Dictyostelium discoideum AX4, 1209 nucleotides long. It is a transcript of the gene eppA, whose product is annotated as Erk2-dependent phosphoprotein. The transcript has 2 exons. The record is from RefSeq and is a predicted model, not a curated record. Bases 1 to 1209 code for a protein of 402 amino acids. NCBI's taxonomy places the organism in Eukaryota, Evosea, Eumycetozoa, Dictyosteliales, Dictyosteliaceae.
AUGUCAAAUAAGACCAAAUUCAAUUUAAAUGAUUUAGUUCAAACUAAACAAAGUUCAAAUCUCCCAUCAGCACCACGUUCAUCCUAUUCAGAGGAUGAUGAAAAUCAAGGUGGUUACAGUGGUGGUGGUUACAAUAAUAGAGGCCCAAGAACCUAUGGUAGCCAAUAUUCAUCCUCAUCAUCAUCCUCCUCACCACAAGAAAAGAAAGUCUCUGCUCCAACUGAGGAUGAUUUCCCAGCUUUAGGUCAAGAAAAGAAACCAAGACAACCAAGACAACAAUCACAAUCUUCUUCUCAACCACAACCACCUUCAUCUGGUGAACGUGUUGACCCAUUUGGUAAUGCUAGACCAACUGAUGGUCAAAGAGGUGAAGAUUCACCAUCUGAAAGAGAUUCAGAGGAAAGAGAGGAAAGAAGAAAUGAUGAUAGAUACGAACCAAGAAGACAACAAAAUGAUGAUAGAGAUGAUCAAGAUAGAGAAGGUGGUUUCAACAGAGGUGGCUAUAACAGAGGUGGUUAUGGUGGUAAUCGUGAUGGUGGUGAUAGAGAAGGUGGUUACAACAGAGGUGGCUAUGGUGGUAAUCGUGAUGGUGGUGAUAGAGAAGGUGGCUACAGAGGUAGUUAUGGUGGUGGCGGUGAUAGAGAAGGUGGUUACAACAGAGGUGGUUAUGGUAAUCGUGACGGUGGUGAUAGAUACAACAACAACCGUGACAACGAUAGAAAAGACGAUCGUUUCAGCAAUGGUGUUUCCCCAUUCAACUUCAAGAAUAACAAUAACCGUGAUCGUGAUGGUGGUGAUAGAUACAAUAACAAUAGAAACAGUGGUGAUAGAGAUCAAGGUGGUUACAGAGGUACUCAAGAUCGUGAAGGUGGUGACAGAUACAACAAUAACAACAGAGACGGCGGUUAUAACAGAGGUGGUUAUGGUGGUAAUCGUGAUGGUGGUGAUAGAGAAAGAAAUCCAUUCGGUGGUUCCCCAAGAAACUACGAUAACAACAGAAAUGAUCGUCCAAGAGAAGAACGUAGACCAUUCGUAUCAAAAGUUGACUCUGUUGAUGAUUGGAGAAACCCAUCUGAAGAUGUAUCCACUAAUGCAUUCAACAAACAAAGAAAACCAGCAUUCAAUAACAACAAUGAGCAAAGAAGUUAUAACAAUAAUAACAACUAUCAAAGACGUGACAACAACGAACAACAUGAUCAACAAAACUAA